AGCGAGGAAAAAUUGUGUUCAAAGUCUCGUAAAUGUAGCAAGCAGGACAGACAUUCAGGCAAGUGUAAGAAAGACAGACAAUUUCACCCCUUCUGGGAGACUUCGCGCUUUCAAGUUCGGAACAGCUUGAAGAGGGAAUUUUCUGAAACCAACGAACAGCUUAUAUCAGAUUACGAAAGAAAGAGUGCGAGAUUUACCGACUUGGAACGACGCGAAGAAAAAGCAGAAGCAAAAGAAAUGGAAGCUGGUAAGGCAUAAUGUACGCAAAUACUUUUUAAACCCAUGCUUUAACGCAAUGGAAAGUAGCUGUGUGCAGCAUUUUAGAACAGGCGUGACUUCUCAUACGUUUUUUGUCUCAGCAUGAAAUUAAUUUUACUUGAGACCAAAAUAAGAAAAUAUAUAUUUAGAUUUCUACUCUGUUUAUAUUGAAGUUUAUGUGUUUAGGUUAUUUUUCAAAAGCUUCAUUGCUUUCUUUGGUCAGUGCUAUUCCCCACUGAAAGGCACUUUGGAAAGAAGAGUAUAUGUGCCCAGUCAAUUUAUUAUUGCUCAUGAGCUUGAAGUGUCUGCAGUAAAAACAUUAUUGUCUUGAAUGUUGUGUCAUUUUAUCUAAUCAAACUGCAUUAAUUUUCCUUAAUUGCCAUUAGAACAAUUACUUAAAGAUGCUAAAGAGAAGGCUAAAAAACAUGAAGACGAUCUGGAGCUCCUAAAGAAAGAGUAUAACAGAUUUAAACUUAUGCUUGGUCAAACGCAGCAGGGCAGAUCUAAGCGGACCCAAAAUGCAACAACAUUUGAGAUAAUAUCAGAUUUCAAAAGCAGCACUAGAUACAGACGUCGGCAGGAAACAAAAGAAAUGCUAGAGUACAUCCAUGGUGGAGAUGAGGGGGCCCUUUAUGGUGCAUGGGACUUUCUCGCUUCUUUUGCUUCCAAAGAAAUCAUAGAUAAACUGAUUUCAAGUUACAAACGGGGGAAGUAUUUACAGGGAGUGUUUGGAACAGCCGUAAAGGAUUUCAACAAUUCUGAAGAAGCUUUAAAACAAGCAGUAGCCGUGAAGUUCCAAAAUUACCUGUCACGACGCAAGUUUAAUUUAGUUUGUAAGACGCAGAGCUCAGUAUAUGAUGCAGACCAAGAAGUUUGGCUUCCGAGAAACAUAAAAUGCAUGGAUGCAGAAAUAGCCUUGCCAAAAAUUGUCAGUGAUUUGAAAGUUGAUCAUUUCGUAAAAAGUCUCGAUAUUGGUCAUGUCUGCCAAAUAUCAAACUAUCCUGGAGUAUCACGCACAGUCACAGGAUUGGUUUUUAUGAUUCUGGACUUGCAUUUGCGAUUGCCUCGUUUACAUAAACAAUUAAUUUGGUUUAAUGGCAACAAGAACCACUUUAUUUUUCAGUUUUCUGAUGAUGGGGCUCCAGAGACCAGUGAACAGGCAAUGUCCAUUGGCUCAUUGACAUGCUGGAACUUUGGAUCGAGGGUAAGAAGUAGGGAAUUCCAUUACUUACUCCAUUGUCUGAGUGUCUCAGAGAAGGAGUCAGUAAUGGAAGACAUCUGGAAGCAGCACACGGAAGAGAUGAGGGUGUUGGAGGGGAAUAUUUUGACUGUUCGUGGUCAGCAGUGUACACUUGAAUUUCAACCUAGUGCAGAUCAGUCAUGGCAAAGCUGGGCUAACAAUGAGCUGAACCAAGCGGCAACAUAUCCCUCACCUUAUGCUAAUGUUCAUAAAGGUCAGUUGUCUAAGAUGGGUGGGACUAUAGGGAAUGAUAGUAACUGUACAUGGGAAGUGCCCACACAAGAAAAGCGCCAAGAAGACUUGGGUAAAGUUCAAGCCUUCCAAAAGACCCUUCCAAAAGAUCUUAACCCAACCCAAGGCCACAAAAAAACAUUAGAAUUCAUGGCUAACAAUGGCCUUCGCCAGCUUGGGGAACCUAGAAUAGGGGAAUUUGCCAACCGACAAAGGCCAGAGCCUGUGCACAAUGAAAUAAAUGCCUGGCAACACAUCCUUAACAUGCUUUAUAAGGAAGCACUUCAGAGAAACAAUGUGGAUUUAUUUUUAGAAGUAUUAAGUUCUCCAGUUGACACAACAGAAAUUGCAAAUAUUAGGUUGUCUCGCCCUCAGCUCACCACCCCACAUCAGGAAGGAGUAGGGGAAAGAGUUAGGCAAGUGGAUAUUGUAAACAGGCAAGCAGAGGUAUUUAAUGAGAAUAUGCAGACAGCUUCAGUAACACCUGAUGUCUCAGGUAGAAAGCCAGGAUGUGGUUUGUCAUUUGUUGCUAGUAAGAUAAGAGAACAUCAUAAUGACAAAGAUCAUAGAGCCAAUAAUCUAAGCACAAGGCUCAUAGGGGAGCAAGCUAUUGCGCUUGCCAAGUAUUCAUACAGGCUUAUUGAUGCCUUGGAAAUUACAGAUGAAUCCAGUGCCCAA
This is a messenger RNA of Porites evermanni, 2407 nucleotides long. The record is from the annotation of a GenBank genome assembly. Lineage: Eukaryota; Metazoa; Cnidaria; Anthozoa; Scleractinia; Poritidae.